AUCUGUUUCUCGUUUGUGCUGAUUGCCGUACAAGUAAUGCUUCUCACAGCCUUUUGUCUUCUUCAGUUACCACGAGAGAAAUUAUUGUAUCUAUCAGAUUCGGACGUUGUACUCAUAUGCGCUAUCUCUGAUAAAGACUUCCUACUCUCGCAAAUUUAUAACUUCGUGUUGAUCAUUGUAUGCACAUACUAUGCGUUCAAGACACGGCGGAGUCCUAUGAAUUUCAACGAAGCAAAGUAUAUCGCGUUUGCGAUGUAUUGCACAUGCGUACUGUGGUUGGCAUUUAUUACAGUGUAUCUCGUACAGACUGACGUCAUGCUGAAGGCGUGUAUACGAUGCCUCAGCAUAUCCCUCAUUGCCACUAUUCUUCUCGUGUGUCUCUUCGUUCCCAAGGUGUACAUUAUCAUAUUUAAACCGUCGGAGAACAGGAAACGGCCAACACUACCAAGUCAUAGUGUGUCCAGUCUUAACGGGGAGCAAACUCCGGCGAGGUCUCAUGCCACAUUGCCUAUCGAAGUAAAUAAUUCGAGGUAAGAUUCUUAUUAAUAUACAUAGUCGAACUUUUUACAAACACCUCUCUAAUACGAACACAUUUCUGACUAAUACGGACAUCUCCCUAAUACGGACACCAUCUCUGAUACAGACACAUCUCUAAUAGGGACACCUCUAUGAUACAGGCACCUCUUUAAUACGGACACCUCUCUAAUACGGACACCUCUCUAAUACGGACAUCUCCCUAAUACGGACACCAUCUCUGAUACAGACACAUCUCUAAUACGGACACCUCUAUGAUACAGGCACCUCUUUAAUAGGGACACCUCUCUAAUAGGGACACCUCUCUAAUACGGACACCUCUCUAAUACGGACACCUCUCUAAUACGGACACCUCUCUAAUACGGACACCUCUCUAAUACGGACACCUCUCUAAUACGGACACCCCGCUAAUACGGACACCUCUCUAAUACGGAUAAAUCUGAUACAGAUACAUCUCUGAUACAGGCACUUCUCUAAUACGGACACCAUCUCUGAUACAGACACCUCUCUAAUACGGACACCUAUCUAAUACGAACACCUCUCUAAUACGGGCACCUCUCUAAUGCAGACAUCUCUCUAAUACGGACAUCUCUGAUAAAGACACAUCUCUGAUACAGGCACUUCUCUAAUACGGACACUUCUCUAAUACGGACACCUCUCUAAUACAGACACCUCUCUAAUACGGACACCUCACUAAUACGGACACCUCACUAAUACGGACACCUCUCUAAUACGGGCACCUCUCUAAUGCAGACAUCUCUCUAAUACGGACAUCUCUGAUAAAGACACAUCUCUGAUACAGGCACUUCUCUAAUACGGACACUUCUCUAAUACGGACACCUCUCUAAUACAGACACCUCUCUAAUACGGACACCUCACUAAUACGGACACCUCACUAAUACGGACACCUCUCUAAUACGGGCACCUCUCUAAUGCAGACAUCUCUCUAAUACGGACAUCUCUGAUAAAGACACAUCUCUGAUACAGGCACUUCUCUAAUACGGACACCUCUCUAAUACAUACACCUCUCUAAUACGGACACCUCACUAAUACGAACACCUCUCUAAUACGGACACCUCUCUAAUACAGACACCUCUCUAAUACGGACACCUCUCUAAUACGGACACCUCUCUAAUACGGACACCUCUCUAAUUCGGACACCUCUCUAAUACGGACAUCUCUGAUACAGACACCUCCCUAAUAUGGACACAUAUCUAAUACAGACACUUCUCUAACACAGGCACAUCUCCAUUACAGGCACCUCUCUAAUACAGACACCUCUCUAAUACAGACACUUCUCUAAUACAGACACCUCUCUAAUACAGACACUUCUCUAAUACAGACACCUCUCUAAUACAGGCACAUAUCUAAUACAAACACAUUUCUAAUACAGACACAUCUCUAAUACAGACACUUCUCUUAUAUCAUAAUAAUACCUCUCUAAUACGAAUCUGCUCCACGAUAGUGGUUAGUGACACUUGCCUAUAUAUUGCCAUAAUAAAUGAAAAAUAAAUUAUCUCUUCAGAGACUGGAGGUAGGACAUGUUCAAUGACAGAGUAAGACAUGUACUAUUUUUUCUGUAACCAGGGCUUUAGAUUGCCCACAACACGAUGGUGCGUUUCCCAGAGGAUCAUACAGACCAAGAAGUUCAACAGAUCCUCGGAGAUUUGAUAACGACAGAAAAACAUGGCGAUAUUCGUUGCCACCAGAUCAAUUUUCUCACUCGACUGAACCACGAAAACCGGAAAGAGAGGAAGAAAUGGAGAUAGAAAUGAAAGCAUUGAUCGAAAGGUAAAUAAAAGUGAAAGGUAUACUUAGGAGGAUCUAAUGUUUCCUUGCAGCUGAGAGCUGAAUAGACACAGCUUAGCCUAUUGCUUCCAACGUGCGACCAAUAUCUGACCACGAAGCGCAGCUAAGGUGGAAGGGUUACUUUUUGAGGGAAGAGAAACGGACGAUCCGGAGAAACAGUCGCAGCACAGGAGACAACCAACCACAAAUCUACUUAUACCUAAAUUUUCAAGCACAUUAAAUCAGUGGAGGGUAGUUAUCCAUCCUAAAUAAUACUCUACCCCAACCUACUGUAGAGGGUAGCUGAGCGUAAAAAGCAGUGCGCUAACUAAAGAUAGGUUUCUUUAAAGCCGGUUUUCCACUAGGCGGAAUUUUGCGCGCGGAGCGCAAUUUUUCUUUGUCUUGUGAUUUCUCGGGUGGAACUAAUUAGAAAAGACAAAGAAAGAUUCCGCUCCGCGCGCAAAAUUCCGCCUAGUGGAAAACAGGCUUUAAGGCAAUACACUUUACUGUUUAUUGCACUUUUGUGGAUUAGUUUCUCCUUGAUCUUUAACCCAAUCGCAAACCUUAACCUUACUAUGCACGAAACAUUAGGAAACAACCACGAAAUCAUUGAGGCAAAAGUGCAAUAAACAGUACAGUCUAUUCAGCGGCUGAAGGACUUCGAUCUAAUAGCUUUUGUUACUAAUUUCGUUGCACGUAAUUUUUACCUACGUACCAAUCGUUAACAAUUAUAAUUUACUCUAGACUGGCAGUUCUGGAAUCACUUCUUCACCAGCAACGCCAGACGGCUGGUUCCUUCCAAACUCGUGAGAUUCAAGGUGCUUUAAAGUCCUGUCAAAGUCUUAUGGCUGAAGUAAAAGGACACAGCAACUGUUCAAUACCAGAAUGCGUUGAGAAUUGUUCUGGUGAUCACUGCUCAUGUACACCACAGACCUCAAAUUCUACCAAGCCUGAUAACAGAAGCUUACUGAUGACCUAUGCACAAACUCCUAAAGGUCCACAUAGUUCAAAAGAUCCGGAAAUAGCAACAGCACAGCAUAAGAAGCCGAAUGGGAAUGUACUUACCGUACCGAAUUCUAGAGGGAUAUUUAAGACCUCCAAAGACAAUAAUGAUAAGAUGGGGUUACUACAAUACCAAAUGUCUCCACUGAAACGUAAAUCAGCUUCAGAAGCGUAACAUUGGAGAAGGUAUACUUUCUUCUACUGGGAGCAUAGAACAUUAGGAAAAUGCCAAUGACCAGGAGUCGGAAGCUGGUCAUCCUAGGUUAGCAUUAAACUUCAAACAAAUUCCCCAAUAACUUGUUUGCAAAGUUAGAAAUGGAUCAAUAAAGAUUUUCGGACGUUUUAGAUCAAAGCGACGUGCAGAAAUGCGCAAACCAAAACCUAUGAGGAGGUCCUUCAUUGCUUCAGCAGGUCCUUCAGUGCAGCAAUUCUAUCAUAUUCUUGCCCAAAAUACAAUAAACUAACAAAACGUUGAACAAAUUAGUGAACAUUUCCAACUUCUAUGUACCAACGUCUUUAAACUCGCAUCGGACCAAAAGAACAUGGCACUUUCUAUAUCGUCUCUAUGAGACUCCAUAAAUAAUAAAUAAAUAUUAAUAUUUACUAAUUUUAAACCAAAUAAUGUAUUUAAAGAAGAUAUAAGUAUG
Messenger RNA from Paramuricea clavata, 3971 nucleotides. The record is from the annotation of a GenBank genome assembly. NCBI's taxonomy places the organism in Eukaryota, Metazoa, Cnidaria, Anthozoa, Malacalcyonacea, Plexauridae.